AUGAGGAAGCCCCAGCAGCAGCAGCAGCAGCAGCAGCAGCCACAAACGGGGCUUCGAUGUGGGGCGCGGCUGGUGCCUUGGCGGCAGCAGCAGCUGCUGCUGCUGCUUCCCGUGCUGCUGCUGCUGCUGCUGCUACAGUUAGCUGCCUCGCAUGCAGUCCACGUCAGCGCAAAGAGGCCGUGGGCAUUUGCAUCUCCGUCUGCUGCUGCUGCUGCUGCUCCCGUUGCUGCUGCUCCUGCUGCUGCAGUGGCGCUGCGCAUGCAGCAGCAGCAGAAGAAACAAAGAGGCAGAAAGCAUCCUCCAGCGGAGCAGGUUCGACGGCAGGAAAUGCUGCUGUGGCAGCAGCAGCAGCAGCAGCAGCUGCGGCGGCAGCAGAAGAUUCUCCGGGGUGCAGCAAACAGCAGCACGGGCAGCAGCACUUUUGAGGCUCAGUUGCUGCAGCUGCUGCAGAGUGGAGAGCGGCGCACUGUCCGCCGCAAGCAGCAGCAGCAGCACCAAAUGCAGCAGCAGCAGCAGCAAACGCAGCAGCAGCAGCAAACGCAGCAGCAGAAAGGCCAAGCGCAACGGUCCAGCCUGCCCGGUGUGAAGCCGCCACAGCAGCAGCAGAAGCACCAACUGCAGCAAAGGCAGCAGCAGCAGCAGCAGCAGCAGCAGGGAGUGCCAGCAGCAAAGCGUGGCCUUGGCAGCAAAGAAGAGGUCCCGAGCCGCAACAGAAAGCCUCAGGAGCUGCCCGAUGAUAUAGCAAAAGCAGUUGCAGCAGCAGCAGCAGCAGCUAAUGCUGCUGCUGCAGCAGGAAAGGAGCUGCCAGUCCUCUUCCCGGGAAUCCGGGCCAUUCCUCAGCAGCAGCAAAACAAGCUGCAGCAGCAGCAGCAGCAGCAGCAGCAGCAGGUGCUAGUCGAUGGCGUGGUCGAUUUGAACACCUUGCCUCACAUCGCGCCGGAGUCUCUCGGACUGCAGCAGCAGCAGCAGCAGCAGCAGCAGCAAGAGGAGCGACAGGAUGGAACUGCUGCUGGCGAGAACAGCAGCAGGGCCGAGGACUCUUUGCUGCUGCUGCAGCCUUCUUUGCGGCGCUCUUUGCUGCGCGGCGGCAUCAGAUGUCUUUCGCCGCUGCAGCGUGCUGCGCUGCUGUGGCAGCAGCAGCAGCAGCAGCAGCAGCAGCAGACCGCAGAGGGCGGGGGCAGCAGCAGCAAAAGCAGAUGCGACAAUGUGCUGCUGCUGCCGGGCCCCACAGGCAGCGGGAAAACGCUGGCCUACGUACUUCCCAUUUUUCAGCAGCUUCUGGCGCAUGCAGAGGAGCAGCAGCAGCGCCUGCAGCAGCAGCAGCAGCACCUGCAGCGCCUGCAGCAGCAGCAGCAGCUAAUGCAGCAGCAGCUGCGGCUGCCGCAGCAGCAUCAGCAGCUGCCGCAGCAGCAAGAGCACCAGCACCAGCACCAGCAGCAGCCACAGCAGCAGCAUGAGCAGCAGCAGCAGCAGCAGCAGCAGCAUGAGCAGCAGCAGCAGCAGCAGCAGCAGCAGCAGCAGCAGCAGCAGCAGCAGCAGCACGUGUGCGCCAGCUUGUCUCGCGUGAAGGGAGGCAUUAGGGCGCUGGUUUUGGCGCCCACGAGAGAAGUGGCAGCUCAAGUGUACAGACUUUGCUGCAGCCUCAGCAGCGAGGUGCAGCAGCAGCAGAAACUGCUGCAGCAGCGCCACGCUGCUGCUGCUGCUGCUGCCGACGGCGCCUCAGCUGCUGCUGCUGCUGCGGGCCCGUGCUGCUGUGCUGCUGCAGUGAGGCCCGCGCUGCUGAUUGGAGGCGCAAACCCGCAGCUGCUGCUGCAGCGGCUGCGGCAGCAAAAAGCAAAUGUGCUUGUUGCUACUCCGGGCCGCCUGCUGCAGCUGCUGCGCCUCAAGGCAGCGAGCCAGCAGCAGCAGCAGCAGCAGCAGCAGCAGCAGAAACGACCCAAGGGGACCGGAGCCUUGCAGCUGCAUGCGCUGCAGUUUGUUGUUGUGGAUGAAGCAGACGCAUUCUGCAGCAGCAGCAGCAGCAAGAGCAGCAGCAAGAGCAGCACUAGCAAGGUCGCGAGCAGCAAGAGCAGCAGCAGCAACGCCAACAGAACUAGCACCAGCAGCAGAAGCAGCAGCAGCAGCAGCAGCAGCAGCAGCAGCAGCAGCAAGGUAAGGGAUCGCUUCGGUGAUCUCACUGAGUUGCUGCAGCGCAGCAUGAGCAGCAGCGGAGGCGGCAAGGGCUCGCCGCUGCUGCUGCUGGCUUCUGCUACUUUGGGGGAGGCCCCGAAGGCGAUAUUAGGGGCCCUUGGGAGGUCUGCUGCUGCUGCAGCAGCAGCAGCAGCAGCAGCUGCUGCUGCUGCUGCUGCAGGCGCAGCAGCAGCGCUGCCCAGCAACUUGCUGCACCUCGCGGUGUCUUCGCAGCACUGCAACAAAGUGGCGCUGCUGCUGCUGCUGCUGCGGGCGGAGCCUUUGAACAAGCGCUGCAUUGUGUUUUGCAGAUCCCCUCUUGCUGCUGAACACCUCCAGCGAGCUCUGGCUCUUCGCUUGGGCCCCAAAAGGUCCCUUUUGCUGCAGGGGGAUGCAGAGGGGCGGGAGCGCCGUGCUGCUGUUGCUGCUAUGCAGCAGCUGCCUGCUGCUGCUGCUGCUGCUGCUGCUGCUGCUGCGACAGCCGCCACUGCUGCAGUUCUCGUCGCCUCUGAGACAGCAGCAAGGGGGCUCGAUCUGCCCCUCCUUACCCACGCAAUCAACUUCGAUCUCCCUACCGAUGCACUCUCGCUGGCGCACCGCAGCGGGCGAGUUGGCCGCGCGGGCAAUCCGGGCUGUGUAAUAUCUUUAGUGGCUUCAGCAGCAGAGAGGCUGAAGCUGCAGCAGCAGUACCAGCAGCUGCAGCAGCAGCAGCUGAUGCUGCAGCAGCUGCACUACUGCGUGCCCCACGAGGGAAGACUCUGGCGUGUUUCGGAGCCUUAA
Molecule: messenger RNA, 2949 nt
Organism: Eimeria necatrix
Lineage: Eukaryota; Apicomplexa; Conoidasida; Eucoccidiorida; Eimeriidae
Product: ATP-dependent RNA helicase, putative
Exons: 3
Coding region: 1-2949 (982 amino acids)
Molecular function (GO): nucleic acid binding; ATP binding
Source: RefSeq, a predicted model, not a curated record